This is a messenger RNA of Bombus impatiens (common eastern bumble bee), 4254 nucleotides long. RefSeq names its product 2-oxoglutarate dehydrogenase, mitochondrial-like. The transcript has 17 exons. Gene Ontology annotation, biological process: tricarboxylic acid cycle. The record is from RefSeq and is a predicted model, not a curated record. NCBI's taxonomy places the organism in Eukaryota, Metazoa, Arthropoda, Insecta, Hymenoptera, Apidae. Gene Ontology annotation, molecular function: thiamine pyrophosphate binding; oxoglutarate dehydrogenase (succinyl-transferring) activity. The coding region runs from base 1 to 3213 and encodes 1070 amino acids. Gene Ontology annotation, cellular component: mitochondrion; oxoglutarate dehydrogenase complex.
AUGUACACGAAAUCACAAUCUUAUAAUAGCUUUCGACUUUUCGUCUCAUGUGUGAAUCGUUUGUUCAAGUCCCGCAAUGACCAAUAUCGGAUAUUCAAACGUUGCCUAUUCGUGCCGUUCGAGCCGCAACAGUCCAAAGUGCGUUUCCACCAUGAUGACCAGAAAGGCGGUCGUAAGAACAAUAGGUACGACUACGUCUUGAACAUGAAUAACAGUCAGUACUUGGAUCACAUGUACCAGUUGUGGAGGAAAGAUCCGAAGUCCGUCAGCACUUCGUGGGAUUCCUAUUUUAGAUUAACUUAUGCUGAUAAUCUACCGGAGUCAAUAGCUUCCAGCUCACAGAAAUUCUCCACCUCAUCGGGGUAUUCAUCAGCUUCUAACUUGACAACACCUGCGUCCACUCGAGUUGAAUUAUCUUCUAAUACGAAACCGUCAAAUACUGCAUUAUCAGCAUCAAGUUCUGGAAAGAAUCCAGAAUCGAAAUCCAACGGUGACAUGCAAGGUGAACAAUUUAUAAAUGGAGCUCUUGAUAUUAAUGCUACGAUUCGAGCUUAUCAGGCACGUGGUCAUUUAAUAGCUGAUACCGAUCCACUGGGCAUACAAAAUCCAGAAUCGUAUAAGCUUCAAGGCACUUCUAAUUUACCACCCGCGAUCGUGGUGCGAGAACAUUUGAAAGGAAUGACCGAGGCUGAUAUGGACAGAGAAUUUCCUCUUGCUCCAUUCACCGUGAUUGGUGGUCCUAAACGAAAUCUUCCUUUGCGCGAAAUACUAAUGAGAUUGAACCAAGUUUAUUGUGGUCAUUUAGGUCUCGAGUACACCUACAUUCACGACCUUGUUGUAUUAGAUUGGUUGAGACAGAAGUUUGAAGUACCUGGAGCUUGGGAAUUACCAGCUGAUCAUAGAAAAUUCAUUUGGGUAAACAUUAUGAGAGCAGUAACGUUCGAAGGCUUUUUGGCGCGAAAAUUCCCCACUGAAAAAAGAUUCGGUUUGGAGGGUUCCGAAGCUUUCAUACCAUCGAUGAUACAGUGCUUAGAAACAUCAGCAGAAAAUGGAGUAGAAAGCGCUGUGAUAGGAAUGGCUCAUCGAGGACGGUUAAACACCUUGAUCAAUGUUUGUUUCAAACCGCUGCAUCAACUUCUUACUCAGUUUCAUUCGAUUCCUUUGGAAGGUUUCGGUUCUGGUGACGUAAAGUAUCACUUGGGAACACACGCGGAAAGAAUUUUAGAAAGAUCCAAGAAGAAGAUUCUUAUUUCUAUGAUGGCUAAUCCGUCUCAUUUGGAAGCAAUCGAUCCUGUCGUGGUCGGUCGAGUUCGAGCCGAACAAGUGGAAAAGGACGAUGCUAAAUUCGGUAAGAAGUCUAUGGCUAUUUUGGUUCAUGGAGAUGCCGCCUUUUCGGGGCAAGGUGUUGUUUAUGAAACGAUGCACUUAACUAAUCUGCCAAAUUACACGACUGGUGGCGUCCUUCAUCUUGUAAUUAACAAUCAGAUCGGUUUCACCACUGAUCCAAGAUAUUCCCGGUCCAGCGUUCAUUGCACGGAUGUAGCACGUGUUGUAAAUGCCCCUAUAUUUCACAUGCAUGCUGACGAUCCUGAUUUAGUAGCUUAUUGUAGCAAAGUUGCUGCAGAGUAUAGGACAAUGUUCCACAACGACGUUGUUCUGGACAUCGUGGGAUAUCGAAGAUUCGGACACAACGAAUUAGACGAGCCGAUGCUUACGCAACCAUUAAUGUAUAAACGUAUAAAGACGCAUCCGAAUGUACUUACCAUUUAUACGGAAAAGUUGCUCAGAGAAGGAGUUAUUACCGAAGCGAUUGCAAAAGAAGAAACUGAAAAAUAUUUUGACUACUGCGAAGCAGAGUUUGAAAAGGCGAAAACGAUAGACUCGUUGCACUUGAGCGACUGGCACGAUAUACCGUGGUCUGACUUCUUUGCGAAUCAAAGUCCCAACAAUAAGAUACCAUCCACCGGCAUCGACAUGGAAACCAUGAAGACAAUUUGUAAAGCAAUAUCAACUCCUCCCAAAGAUAUCGAUUCUCAUAGUCAGGUGCUGAGGGUAAUGGACAAAAGAGCGCAGUUAAUGGAAGCUCGGCAAGCAGAUUGGGCGAUGGGCGAAUGCUUAGCGUUUCUCAGUCUGCUGAAAGAAGGUCACCACGUGCGGUUGUCCGGCGAGGACGUCGAGCGAGGCACUUUUUCUCACCGCAUUCAUAUUAUUCACGAUCAAAAUAAAGAUAAAACGUUCAAAAAUAUUCUGCACGAUGUGUUUCCAGGACAAGCAUUAUACACGGUUUCUAACUCUUCGUUGUCGGAAUAUGGUGUUUGCGGAUUCGAGUUAGGUUACUCGGCUUACAAUCAUAACACUUUGACGAUGUGGGAAGGCCAGUUUGGUGAUUUCGCAAAUACGUGUCAGGUUACUAUAGACACUCUUUUAUGCUCUGGCCAAUCGAAAUGGGGUAGACAAGUAGGAUUAGUUUUACUUUUGCCGCACGGAUUGGAAGGUCAGGGACCUGAACAUUCGUCUGCGAGACUCGAGCGAUAUCUCGAGCUUUGCGACGACGAUUAUAUUUAUCUUCCGGGUACGGAACCGGGUGCACCCCAAGGAGAGACCGUGGAGCAAAUUAUGACACGGCAAUUAUUUGAAAUAAAUUGGAUCAUCUGCAAUUUAACGACACCCGCAAACCUUUUCCAUGCUCUUCGUCGUCAGAUUCACAUGCCUUUCAGAAAACCACUGUGUAUUAUGACGCCUAAAUCCUUACUACGUCAUCCAAUGGCUCUAUCGUCUUUCUCCGAAAUGGAAUCUGGCACAUCAUUUAGACCUAUCCUUUCGGAUCCUCUUGUCAAACCAGGUAACAUACAAAAGGUGUUGAUUUGUAGUGGAAAAGUGUUUUACGAUUUAGUCAAGGAACGUGAGGAGAAACAAUUGGAGGAUAAAAUAGUUAUCAUUCGUCUCGAACAAUUAUGUCCAUUCCCGUAUCAUCUUCUCGCGGAAGAAGUAGCAAAGUAUCCGAAUUCUAAGAUAAUGUGGUUCCAAGAAGAACAUAAAAACCAAGGUGGGUAUACGUACGUGAGGGACAGGAUAGCAUUAGCUCUAGGGAAAAAGUUGGAAGAAAUAGUCUAUGGUGGUAGACCACCAUCGGCUGCUCCAGCAACUGGUAGCAAACUGAUUUACACGAAAGAGUAUAAUGAUAUGAUGGCUGAUGCUAUGAAUUUCUCUUGAGCUGCAGUUAGUCGAACGCUAAACAAAAGAUAUGUCGUUCGCAAAGUGUAAAAAUAAAGCAGAGAAUGUACGAGAUGACCAGAUAACAUAAAUUUGAAUGUCGUCUCUAUCGAUCAGAUGCUCUUUCACACUCACCAAAAGACAUAAGUGCUUAUAACCAGACUUCUUGUAACAUGUGCAAAUCCAUCUACCAAGGUGAUUCCACAUUGUACUUUUCUUUCACUGAGUGUUUAUUCUGAUUCAGAAUUACUGUGAUAUAACAAGUGAGGCAGACGAUUAUGCGACGUGUAAAGUACAACUGAGCUUGAGAACUGAAUAGUGUUAAUAGUCAGAAUAGCUUACACACACACACAUAUAAAUAUAUGCUGAGAUUAUAUUUAUGGAUCAAACAUCUUUAUUCUUAUAUACCAUUGUAAUGCUUUUUGAGUGAUGAAAAUCUGAUUGUGUGUUGUAAUUUGUGAACCAAUAUUGUGUACAUUAUUUUUUAAAAUUUUAUAUCAAAUAAAUAUGUAAAAUGGAUAUAGUCGUUUGCGUUAUUCCUGCCGAAUAUCGCAUAUGCAUUAAACUAUAAUUAAUGAAAACAUCAAUGCAUUCUGAAUAGAUUUCUUUAGAGCCUUGAAUACGUUAAAAAUCUUGAAAAGUAUAAUCAAUUAAUGUGACCUCGUGUUUAUAGAUUUUUAACGAGAAGCAAUUAUAUGUGGGCGACCCUGAACCUUCAGCAAUGAUCGUUUUCAAGUGGUGGUAGAGAACGGCGCGCGUUUAUAGUUUGCAUUGAAUUUCCCGCGACAGGAGUUUCUGUUUCCUCUUAAUCAGAAAGAUGGCACAUGUUGGAAAGAGGUAGUUGAACGUAGAGGGAGGUGGUGCGCAGAGCAUUCAACGCGAAUAGUCGCCGAGUCAGUCAUUAGUCUGCGUUCGGUGCGCGUUACGUCCUUUUGCGUUACAUAAUCAGUUAAAAGGAGAAAGCGAGACGGAAGAACGUAUCAAACCGAAGAAGCGAUUUCGGCUGUGUCUCGCGUUACCGCAAACGCAACGGCACUGCCU